Molecule: messenger RNA, 3087 nt
Organism: Klebsormidium nitens
Lineage: Eukaryota; Viridiplantae; Streptophyta; Klebsormidiophyceae; Klebsormidiales; Klebsormidiaceae
Source: the annotation of a GenBank genome assembly
CCGAUUGAAGAGUGUCCAUCAUGCAACUCUGCAAGCAGACCUCUUGGCAAGUGCAUGAUGCCAUUGCAGGCGUAAGUUGGCAAUCAGGUUCGACAUUUCCAACUUCCCAGGCAUGUUCCAGGUUCCAACAUUGCCAUUGGUUUUCUCCCACAGCCAUUGGCAUUUUUUGAAUUCUCUACUGAGCACUCACGUCAAGGCGCAAUGGCGCAGAGCCAUUGGCCUUGGGCAGAUCAGACUGUUGAUUGCGAGGUGGCCACCACCACCAGGUAUUGUCUUGAAUGUCAACACACAUCCGGCAGCUUUGGAGAAGCGGAAGCUGACAGUUUCAACAUCAAUGGCAUCAUGUCUUCAGAUAAGCAACACGCUUCAGUUGUAAAGAGGUAGGUUCAUGGCUGCCGCUGAGGCUUCACGAAGUUCUUAUCAAGGAGCUGGGCAAGCGAGGACUUCGUCUGUUGCAUUGGAGAAUGUAGGCUUCGCAAUCUCUCAAAGUACAGCACAACUUUAGAUUGUCGCCAGGUGGUGGGCCAUCACAUCCAGGAGCAACUCUCCCUUCUCACCACCAUGGGUUUCUGUCACAUUAACGACUUCUCCCUCAGCAUUGCCAUCCAUUCGCCCCGCCGCUAUUGGGUCCGCACGGGCAAAGCCAGCUGCACACAGGAUGGCCUCACGGGGGUGCGCCGAACAAAGUGGCUCAUCCCUAUCUGCAUCUGUGGACUCCUGUUCCUGUGCACGGUCCUCGGGGGAAUAAACUUCAGCCGCCAGCCGGCUGUCAGGGCAGCGCCCCAGCUGAGCCCUCUCUUGCGGGAGAGCAGAGUAGGGGCCCUUCUCCCUCCCGCUGUCGGAGGGGCGCAGGCAGCCCCGCCGGCCAUCGCGUACUUAAUCAUGGCCAGCAAGGGCAGCUUGUUGCAGCUACAGCGGCUGCUUCUGGCGGUGUGGCACCCCCACAACGUCUACCUCCUACAUCUGGAUGCGGAGGCGUCAGCGCAUGAGCAUGAAACCUUGGCGGACUUCGUCAAGAACGAGGCCCUGUUCCGGGAGUGUGACAAUGUGCAGAUUGUACCACAGCCCAAUCUGGUGACGUACACGGGACCGACCAUGCUGGCGACCACGCUUCACGGAAUGGCCAUCCUCCUGAAGAUUCGCAAGGAGUGGAAGUGGUUCAUCAACCUGUCCGCCGCAGACUACCCGCUCGCAACCCAGGAUGACAUCCUGUAUGCUCUGUCGCAUGUCGAUGAGAGCCGAAACUUCAUGGCGCUCUGGCCUAGACUCGCCUGGAAAGUUGCGGAACGAACUCAGCGCAUCGUCAUGGAUGCGUCCAUCUUCCACAACGUGAAACAAGACCUGGCCUACAUGCCAGCGCAGAGGACGGACCCAACCUUGUUCAAGCUGGUCACAGGCUCCGCCUGGGUGACCUUGAGCAGGCCGUUCGUUGAGUAUGUGAUCAUGGGCUGGGAGAACCUACCGCGCCUCGCGCUUAUGUACUUCACCAAUACUGUAUCGUCGCCUGAGGGCUACCUGCACACGGUGAUGUGCAACUCUGCGUUCCGCGCCAGCAUUAUCAACACGGAACUGAGACACAUCACGUGGGACACGCCCCCCAAGCAGCACCCGCGCACGCUGGCGCCGAAUGACUUUGACGCCAUGGCCGAAACCGGGGCCAUGUUUGCACGCAAGUUCACGCUAGACGAGAGCCUGCCGCUACUUGACCGCAUUGAUGCGGAGAUCCUAGGACGCUCCGGAGGCGGCUUCCCUCGCGGGGGCUGGUGUCGGCGGACUGACAAGGAGAAGUUUGUGGCGUCGAAGGAUGGACGGCGCAGCAGAGGGGGGGACGAGGAUGCGAGCAGUCGGACGAGGUUCCUGGGAGUAGAUCUCGAGUUGGCAGGGCGGGUAAGAACGGGUGUCGCCCGAAACGAGACGUCUGAACCGCAAGCGUUGGGUGCAGAGCAGGUGGGAACCGGAGAGCACAAUCAGACGGAAGGGCAGGGCGCCAAGCCCAGUGCGAGCCUGACAGGCGAGGCAACUGGGCUGUCGGAGGAGAAGGACACACAGGACGUGCAAGGUGGGGAUAGUGCGGCGGCGGGCGCAAAUGCAGAGGGAGGUGAAGCUAGCGCAGUUGACAACCCGCCAGCCUUCGGGAACGGUCGCCUGACAAGUCAGCGGGGUGAAACGCCUGAGACAGCAGGGAGUCUGGAGGACCAGACGAAAGUAGCGGGGACGGCAACGGAGGACCGGUUGGCCGGCGCAGUUUUAGAUUCGGACCGAUCGGAGAUUGUUGCGGAGGGGGGGCACGAUAAGGCGGCGUCAGCUGGUGGACGGCAGGUGACGGCGGGCGGUGCUGCACCAUUGUUGCAGGGCGGAGAGCCGUUUAGCGAAGCUCAGGAGCUUGAAGCGACCCGGGAGAGGGGACCCGGCGCGCUGACAGAAGACACAAACGGGAGUUUGACCGAGGGGGCCACGUCAAGAAGACGGCUCAGAAGUAUAUCAACCGACCUUGACCCCGCAGGAGCGGGAGACGAGGGCUUGGCGAAGGAUCUAACAUCGGAUUGGAGGGGCUGCGACCCCUUUGACGGAAGCUACUUCCUGCAACCCACGGAGCGUGUCCAUAAGCUGAUCGACCUGAUUGAAGUAGCGUUGAAUAGCAGCGAAGGUGAUCUUUGUUCCGUGUAUCAUGAAAUCGUGCGGAAACCAUCAAAGUAGCCCUUCUUGCGUAGCACUCGGUAGCUCUUAGGUAUAUCACUUGACUAGACUAGGCGCUGCAAUGCUGGCUGUAUAUGACCGGUAGACUAGACUCAUGGUGUUGGAUACCGAGGUUGUACAGGUGAUGCAGACUAGGUUGGGGAACACGAAUAGGGACGUGAACAAGGCAUCAGACAACAAUCCGAAGUCAGAUGUUGAACAAUAGAGUAGUUCAUUUAGUAGCGGGAGAGCCGGGAGAUUAGUCAGACUUGUUUCAUCAGCACGCAAAUGCCUCUAAUUACGAGAGGAACUCUUCAAAGACUUCCAUGAAGGUAUCUUAGCGUCAAUACCCUCAGGUUCGUUGCUGCUCCGGCUCACUCGCAAGAGCUUCUAAUCAUUCAAGCAUGGGGC